Tachyglossus aculeatus (Australian echidna) is the source of this 8031-nucleotide messenger RNA. RefSeq names its product CD44 molecule (Indian blood group) (gene CD44). The transcript is spliced from 20 exons. Gene Ontology annotation, cellular component: macrophage migration inhibitory factor receptor complex; plasma membrane; basolateral plasma membrane. NCBI's taxonomy places the organism in Eukaryota, Metazoa, Chordata, Mammalia, Monotremata, Tachyglossidae. Gene Ontology annotation, biological process: positive regulation of ERK1 and ERK2 cascade; cell adhesion; inflammatory response. The record is from RefSeq and is a predicted model, not a curated record. The coding region runs from base 174 to 2621 and encodes 815 amino acids. Gene Ontology annotation, molecular function: cytokine receptor activity; hyaluronic acid binding.
AGAUACAGCCGCCCUCCCUGUUAUGUCACUCCUUCAAAUCAUUUGAAUCAGAAUAAAAACUGCAGCAAACUUCAGAGGCUCCCUCAUUGCAGGACCCACCAGAGUUGGAACUUUCCUUUGUCUAAAAAGCUCCAGGACACUUUUGGUUUGCACAUUAAACCCAGCAGAAGACAAUGGCCAACUUUUUCUGGUGUGCAACUUUGGGAUUAUGCUUGGUGAAGCUGACUCUAGCCCAGAUAGAGUUAAAUGUAACCUGCAGAUAUGCAGGAGUUUAUCAUGUGGAGAAAAAUGGCCGAUACAGUAUUUCCAGAAUUGAAGCCGAGGAUCUCUGUAAAGCUUUUAAUUGUACCCUGCCCACAUUGGAACAGAUGGAGAAGGCACGCAAAAUUGGAUUUCAAACCUGCAGAUAUGGAUUCAUAGAUGGACAUGUCGUCAUUCCAAGGAUCACCCCCAAUUUUCUUUGUGCAGCAAAUAACACUGGGGUUUAUAUACUGCCAUCAAACACAUCUUUAUAUGACACCUAUUGCUACAAUGCUUCAGCACCAGAGGGCGUGUCAUGUGAUCAUGUGACAGAUCUACCCAGCGCAUUUGAAGGGCAAAUCACCAUAGGCAUUGUGAACCCCGAUGGAACACGGUACACCCAGAAAGGGGAAUACAGAACCCACAUCAAUGACACCGAUCCCACCCUCCAUCCCGAAGAUGAUGGGAGUAGUGGAUCUGAAACAAACACGCAGGGGAGCUCCACCAUAAUCAAAACUACUUACUAUAUUCAAGAUUCACAUCCAGUUUCAGAUUUCUAUGCAUCUCCUUCAGAAUGGGAUAUGGCCUCAGGUCCUGCAACUACCAGUAUGGACUCAACCACCAUCCAAACAGGCCUGGAGUCAAGGGAGGAGAGUGAUGGAUCAGGCAAUUUUGGUGAUGAUGAAGAUGAUAACGAACAUGAUCUCUUCAGUACCACUUCAGAGGGCUCUAGGACAACAAGUCAAGAAACAAUCUGGAACGAAGGUCGGCUACAAGAGGACCCAAUUCAUACAAUGCCUGAAGACCAACCUCACACCACAGCGAGGACAAUGGCUUCGGACACAUCUGGUGGUCAAGAAACAACAACCUGGAGUAGAUGGUGGUGGGAUGUUCCACAAGGACCCAAGAAGGAGUAUCACACUACAACAGUGACAACUGCCAAGGAUCUCGCUCAUGUGGUAAGUCAAGAAUCAACCACUCAGAAGCAAAUGGAUACUCCUGGAGAUGGAUCUUGGUUGGGACCUUAUUCAACACUUGAGGAAGGACAUCAUACCACAGCAAGGAAGACGGCUUCAGCCCAUGAAACUGGUACAAGUCAAGAAAUGGUAACCCAGAGUGAAGAGGAGUCCUGGAUAGACUGGUGGUCCCCAACAGAACAUAAUAAAACAGCAAGGAGGAUGGAUGGAAACCAACAGGACAACUCUACCCAAGAUCCCUUGAACGGUGUUUUUCACCCUUUCUCAGUCUUUGAGGACAAGUCUCCCAUUCCAACUUCUACCCCCGUGAAUAAUGUGUCAUCUGAAGUUACUGAAGUAUUUUUUCCUGGAGCACCUGAUUCCAGAGAACAGCAAACAGACAUGAGUGACGAUAGAAGUGCAUCCCAACACCCAACCACAGAUCCCAACACAAGUUUGGGAGAAGAUCUUGUCAGGACAGAGUAUCCUCAAAAGUCUACUUCAGCUGUGGACCAUACCAGGGAUGGAAAUCUUCCUGAUCACACAACCCAAGGUCCCCUGGAAGAUGGGUCCCCUGUUUCAACCACCCCAAUGAAUGAGGAGAAGUCUCCUGAAGAUCCCAUGAUUUUUCCUGGAUAUUUCCCAUCAGAACACAAUCUCAGGCACAGUACCUCCAGUCCAAACUCAGGUUUGGAAGAAGUCCAGGAAACCACCACGAUGCACCCUCCAACAACUCAGUAUGUCAAAGGUAGAAGAGGUGAAAAGCUUCCAGAAGACUCAACCCAAGAUCCCUCGGAAAGAGUUCUUUAUCAUUCCCCAAGCACUAAUGAAAGUGAGACUCCCAUAACAACUUUCCCUUCAAACACUCUGUCAUCUGGAGUUACUGAAUUUAUUGUUCCUGCAGACCCUUUUGCUGAUAAUACAGAUGAAGAACCCCAUCAUCGUUCAACCACUGAAACACAUAUUCUGCACAAUGCUGGCAGAACAGAGCAAUCUACAGUAUCAUCAAAUGAGGAUUUCCAUCAACCAACCAAGGAGCCAGUCGCAGAUAUCACUAAUGGACAUGGAUCCAAUGAAGGGAGGAAAAAUGCUGAACCUACCACUGCUCCACGGAGGAGGCCCCAAAUUCCAGAAUGGCUCAUCAUAUUAGCAUCCCUCUUGGCCUUGGCUUUGAUUCUCGCAGUCUGCAUUGCUGUUAACAGCAGGAGAAGGUGUGGGCAGAAGAAAAAGCUGGUGAUUAACCGUAGCAAUGGAGCUGUGGAAGAGAGGAAGAUGAGUGGACUAAAUGGAGAUGCCAGCAAAUCUCAGGAAAUGGUGCACUUGGUGAACAAAGAACAAUCAGAUGAGCGGACGGGGCAAGAUGAGUUCACGGUAACUGAUGAGACCAGGAAUCUGCAGAACGUGGACAUGAAGAUUGGGAUGUGAAGACAACAUCAGUCAUCUUGUAUCAGGAGAAAUGGGGGAAAACACCAAUCAAUGGGACUGGGACAGACACUUACAGAUGCAGUGUGCUACUGAUGUGUUUUAUAGCAAAACUCCUUUCUCCUCCUUUGGUUUUAUUUUUUUUUUUCUAAUUCAGGUACAAGUUAGAAAAUCGACAUUGCUUUCUGAUAUAAGAACCCAAGAUUUGCUUGAAUUUAAUAGAUACCAGCUCCUACCAGAGAUCCGCUUCCAUCUAUGUGUGCUCUGAAGGGCAGCUUGCUGAAACUCGUUACAUUUCUCUCACCUCCCCUCACUUCCCCAACUGGUAGCAGGGUCCUUCAUUUAAAGUGAGAAUGAAGUUCCUGAAAUGAGAGUCAAUUUCCCCAGUUUAAACUCAUGAAAGAGAGGAUUAGUAAUAUAGAGCAAAAAUUUAAAGAAAGGAGGUCCCCCAAAGCAGGUAUACCAGUAAGAUUCAUAGGAAUAUAGCAUAUUUUACUUUCUUGGCAUUUUCAGGGUGUACCAGAUACAUGCCCACUCUGAUGCCUCUGGAAAGCUUAGAGUCCUUUUCACAGCAGCCACAAUGGGAGAGCCCAAAGGUUAAAGCUAUUUAACUCUAGUAAGCCAUUUAUCUUUGUUCUUGGGGGAAAAAAAAAACCCUGGAGAUCCUUAUACCAGUAUGGUUUUUGUUUUUUGUUUUCAUUGUCAGAAAAAUGGGAAAGCUUUCUUAAGCUGAUCCAUAAUAAACAUCCGUAUUUCUGCCAUUUUACCAUUUGUGCUGUUAUCCUUUAGUUGCUAAAUUAUCUGUAUUGACCACCAACCUGGUUCACUGACCUAAGAAAAUACUGUUCAGUGAUCCCUAGGUUGCAUUGUGUCUAAGGCUCUUAGUACCCUUGGCCCAGAUACAGCUGGAAAAAUCUAGCAGCAGGUCAAAAAAUAUAGCAAAAUGAUUAUUUCUAAAGCAAAUGAAUUAUAACUUCUCCCUCAGAAUUUUAAUUGGAAGGGGUGGGCCACGGAGGUUUUUAAUGUUUGAUUACCAGCUGUUCCAGCAACUUGCCACUAUUAAAAAGCCACAUUAAAUUUGUAUGACCCAUGCUUCUUAGGUCCCAUUUCAUCUGCUGUUUUGUACUCCAAUCUUACUAAUAAUCCCUACCGAAAUAAGAAGAAAGUCCUCCAACUCUCAAAACCUAUGAAAGAGCAAUGGAAAUGAAAGGUAAACUGUAAAUAGCUAGAAUCCAGUUUAAUACUGAAUACACCUUUGUUUCUUUUUUCUUUUACACAGUUUUUUUUUACUUAUUUAUCUAUAAUUAAAUAGGCUUUAUUCUUCCCAAAGCCCAAAUCACUCUCUCUUAGGAAGUCAGGAACUUGAAGGUCACGCUCUUUCAGGUUUCAUUUCAUUUGCCUUCCUAAGUACCUAAUUUACUACAAGGGAGGUAAUUGAGUAAUGGGAAGAUUCAGACUUAGCAUUUGAUACUUGGCGAGAAAUCCAGUAAAUAGCAGCUUUUUCUUCCACUAAACCAUGAUGAACUGCAUUUAGAGUAGAGCCUCUAGGCAGUGCAGUGAAUAGAGAGUCCACUAAAAUAAAUUUUAUUUGGAAUUUAAGAUGUUGAAUCUAGGAAAUGGGUCACAGUAAACUACCCAUCAGGAUCCUUUACAGCCUGAGUGGAUAUUUGUAUUUCUGGUAACAUUUCUCUGGUCAAUUAUCAGGGCCUGAUUCAUAAAAGUAAUUGACUUUGGGACUAAAACAAAGGGAAAAUGGCCUUGGAAAAUCCUUGAGCUAUUCUCCUCUGACAAUGUUGGCUAGUUUUCUGCCCAAAAUUCUGACUUCUUCAGUGUAAUUUAGGUCAGAUAACAGACCAGUGUCCCAAGGACACAUUUCCUGGAAGAAAAUUCACGUCCAGCUUUACACAUUUCUCCUUCAGAUAUGUAUAAAGAUCUGGAAAUAUCAUCACAACACUCUUGGGCCCUUCGACUUCACGUAUUCUGACCCUUCUGGUCAGUCACAGUGAUGCUUUGCCCCCUGACAAAUGCAUCCCAGUAGAGCAAUGGUAUAGUAUGUGGCCACCACCAUGGAAAGCAAGAAAGGGGCUCUCCUAAUGAGGAAAAUAUUGUUUGACAGGAAAACCUACUCACAAACAUACACAGACACACACAUAGACUCUCUUUCUCUCUCAAUCCUUACACACCUAUAUACAACAUAGAAAUUGUUAUUCUGCCAAAACUGAGAGUUUUGAUUUCACAAGCUUGAAAUGAAUUUGGUUCGACUAGGAAACUGAAAAAAGGACCAAAGUUUGUCUGAAAGUGCCUAUUGUUUACGAUAGAUCUCCCACUUGAAAUACCUUUCCCAAAAUGAGUAGAGACUAAUGAGGUUUCCACCUCCCCUAUUGGGUAUUAAUUCAUGUAGCUGGGCUGUUUACUACUAUACAACCAAUAGAUCCAACGUGGAAAAUAUUUGUUUUAUCAUUUUAUCAUUGGAAGCAGUAUGGCAUUCUGUUUUAUCAUGUACGUUGAUUCCAUUCUUGCUUAUUCCACUGGUUUAUUGUGCGACCGGAGCAAGGCAUUUAAUCUCUCGGAGCCUUGUUACAAAAUGGGAUUAUUACCACUUUCUCAGUUGCAAGGCAGUCGGGGAGCUACAGUGUAACCUUUUUAGUCUGCCAUUAUAAAUCAACCAUGUCUCUUGAGGGCUGUGCUUAAAUUAGUACUGUGUGAAAAAUGAAAUUGGUUUAGACCCAGCUUUGGCAUGUCUUUUUCUGGUGAAAAUAUUCCUGGAAUGUAAUUUACAAGGAAACAGAUAGUGCAUGGAGAUGAUAAUUUGCCAAGAUUCUGUUGGAGAGCAGUGUAGGUGGCUCCUUGUUUCUCUUGCAGAAAUUGUGCACUUACAUUUUAGACGGUAACCAUCCUCAUUCAUUCAAGACCAUGACAUGACUUUUUUGUGUAAAUAGUUUGCAAUGUGUUUUUAUUGCAAUGUAGAUUUUCCCAUAUGUAAAAAACCAAACAAACAAUUAUUUGUCCUUUUUACAAUGUCCGGUUCUUCUCGGAUUUGUAUAUUUAUUGACAGACUAGUAUUAUGAAAGAAAGUACCUGUAAACUACUAGAUUGAAAACACGUAUCACAAAACAUUAAAUUGUUAAAAAUGCCUUCAAAAAUAAACUGGACUGUAAAUUCUCUAAUAUAUAAGGGGCCACAAGGAUGGAUAGAACUGCUGGUUGGUGGCUUUGUCAAUGACUAGCUAUCUAGGUUGAACAAUGGGUCUAAAAGUCUAAACUGUGCAUUUCUACCAUAUAAAUGGGAACUACAUUAGCAAACCAAUAGGAAAAAUAGAAAAUAUUAGCAGGGCAAUUCAGGCAUAAAAAAACCAUGUUGCAAACAGGUUUUGUUUGUUAUUUACCUUGAAUUAUCUGGAUAGAAGUGCCUCAACCUGAGCAAAGUAAGCAGGGCUGAUAUCAGGCAGAAGCUGAUUAUGUUCCAUGAGGCAAACUGGUGGGUUGGUUUUAUCAUCUCUAGAAUUAUUUUUAAAGUGACUGGUAUUGCCAGUAAAAUGGUUAAAUGAGGAAUGUAGGUCAUGUGGUAUUCAACAGUGUGAGGUUCUUCAAGGUCUGACUUCUGAGGCAAACUAAAUGUAACAGUAGUCAGCAGAAGUACAAGUAGUAUGUUUAGGGACGUAAAACAUAAGGAACUUCCUUAGAGUCCAGUUAAAAGAUUAAAAAUGAUGUCAUUAAGUCAAUAAAGAUAUAUGUUAAAGUUCAGGAUGGCUUUGACUAGAGUGACAGACAGACCCUCCAAAAACUCACCAUCUGACAAACUCUGAAAGUGGACAUUUGCCCUAUAAAAAUUCCAGACUUUGCCCUAACAUAGUUUAUGAGCACAGAGGUGCCAUGGUGUAUCAACAACUAAAAAGUCAGUUUUAGGUGGAAUUGAGUAUUUCUGGACACCCAUCACAGGAACUCGGAUUAGUAUCAGUAUCAGUAGUCUUAACGGACCCUUACUGGGUGCAUUUAGCUUGUCCUGGGAGUUUGAGGAUCACAUGAAAGAAAAUAUAAGAUCCCUGAAAGAAAAUAUAAGAUCCCUGACUUCAAAUAUCCUACAGUUUAAUGCUCCACCAGAGAUGGAGUGCCAAACACCAUGUCUACCUAUUCAUCAAUGGAUGACACAUUAAAAAAGACCCAGCUCUUGGAAAGGUCUGUACUUUUCUGUCUGUGAGGGAAAGCUAAAGGCUUUAAAAGAAUACCCCUGAGAUGCUGGUUGAGUGUAGUAGCCAGUGAUAUAAAGGUAAUCCUGAAAAGAAGAUAGUUGUCUGAGUAGGAUGAAAAUUGGUGGUAUUUUAAGGGGAACUUACUCGAGUGCCAAAUAUACAGUGGGAGGAUUCAAUCUCACAGCUAGAGAAACUACCCUCUCUUGGUUUUCAAAUUUCAGAUCACCGUACUGCCCAAAUUCUCAUUCUCAAUAAUGUUCCACUGAACAUCACUGAAGCACUUUCACACAUGCAAUGGCACAAUUGCACCACUGAAAGCCCCAUUCAAUCAAUCAAUCAAUCAAUCAUAUUAAUGAGCUCUUACUCUGUGGAGAGAUGUACAAAGUGCUUGGGAGAGUACAAUAGAGUAAGUAGGCACAAUCUUUUGCCCUCAAGAAGCCUACAGUCCAGUGAUUCUCCGGUGAUGAAAAAGGAAUAUGGCAUGCUUAGGAAGUCAAGACUGGGCCCUUGCCUUUUGAGAUCAUACUUUUGUCUGCAGAUUUUCAUUUGGCUUAGGCCUUUCAUUGCCCAUUCAUGAGCCAACCUAGAGGUGGCUUCAACCUCCUGGGUUUUUUAGAGCCUAGACCUUCCCGAGAUAUUGUAAUAAUAGUAAUAAUAAUUGUAAUAUUUGUUAAGCGCUUAUAUGUGCCAAGCUGCAUCCCUGAGGUUGAAAUGAGUGCUUAAAAUUUGAAUGGAAAGUGUGUGGGGGGUUUUUACUGAUUUUUGGAAAAAAUGUUGCUGUUUGAGGAAGUGGAAUGUUAGCAUUCUUCCACAGGCUGCACUGGAAGUUUAUUACAGGACUUUAACCUGGACUUACACUCUUCCGUCCAAUCCCCACUUCCCUGAAGUCAGCUGUGUAGAAGUCCCUUUACAGAAAGAGGAAAUUGAGGUGAUUGAAAGUGCUUUCUUGCACUUCUGGGUGAAAAAGAACCCCUAAAGAAAGGCUCGAUCUAUUGUGCACAUUCAGUUUAUUCUGAUGGCUGAACUGGGGCCAUUUGCAAGAAGCUCCUUAUGAGCCAGGUCUGAUUUCGGCAAGGAUGGUGGACGGCAUCUGCCUUCUUGGUUGCAAGGUUAUAUGGCUUUUCUUGGGAGAGGAUUUUUCCCUGCUCUGUACAGCACCUAGCAAUCCUGUGGCCUAGUCAUGAUGAAUAAUAAUCAUAACAAUAAACCUUUUUUUCAGACUGA